This is a messenger RNA of Acanthosepion pharaonis, 1350 nucleotides long. The record is from the annotation of a GenBank genome assembly. NCBI's taxonomy places the organism in Eukaryota, Metazoa, Mollusca, Cephalopoda, Sepiida, Sepiidae.
AUGAAUUUUCUUUCUUUUUUACCGGUCACUUUUCUUUCUUUCUUUCUUUCUUUCUUUCUUUCUUUCUUUCUAAUAACUUUUCUUUCUUUUUUUUACCGAUCACUUUUCUUUCUUUCUUUCUUUCUUUAUUUCUUUCUUUCUUUCUUUCUUUCUUUCUUUCUUUCUUUCUUUCUAAUGAAUUUUCGUUCUUUUUUAACCGAUCACUUUUCUUUCUUUCUUUCUUUCUUUCUUUCUUUCUUUCUUUCUUUCUUUCUAAUAACUUUUCUUUCUUUUUUUUACCGAUCACUUUUCUUUCUUUCUUUAUUUCUUUCUUUCUUUCUUUCUUUCUUUCUUUCUAAUAAAUUUUCUUUCUUUUUUUUUACCGAUCACUUUUUUUCUUUCUUUUCUUUUUUUCUUUCUUUUUUCUUUCUAAUGAAUUUUCGUUCUUUUUUUACCGAUCACUUUUCUUUCUUUCUUUCUUUCUUUCUUUCUUUCUUUCUAAUGAAUUUUCGUUCUUUUUUUACCGAUCACUUUUCUUUCUUUCUUUCUUUCUUUCUUUCUUUCUUUCUAAUAAAUUUUCUUUCUUUUUUUACCGAUCACUUUUCUUUCUUUCUUUCUUUAUUUCUUUCUUUCUUUCUUUCUUUCUUUCUUUCUUUCUUUCUUUCUAAUGAAUUUUCGUUCUUUUUUUACCGAUCACUUUUCUUUCUUUCUUUCUUUCUUUCUUUCUUUCUAAUAACUUUUCUUUCUUUUUUUUACCGAUCACCUUUCUUUCUUUCUUUCUUUCUAAUAACUUUUCUUUCUUUUUUUUACCGAUCACUUUUCUUUCUUUCUUUCUUUCUUUCUUUCUUUCUUUCUUUCUUUCUUUCUAAUGAAUUUUCCUUAAAUCUUCUUUUUUCUCUUUUCUCUUUCUUUUUUCUUUCUUUCCUUCUUUCUUUCUUUCUUUCUUUCUUUCUCGAAUCACUAUCUAUCUAUCUAUCUAUCUAUCUAGCCAGCUAUCUAAUUCAUAUCUAUCUAUCUAUCUAUCUAUCUAUCUAUCUAUCUAUCUAUCUAAUUCAGUCUAGUAUCUAUCUAUCUAUCUUAUACAGUCUGCUCCAAUCUAUCUAUCUAUCUAUCUAUCUAUCUAUCUAUCUAUCUAUCUAUCUAAUUCAUCUAGUAUCUAUCUAUCUAUCUUAUACAGUCUGCUCCAAUCUAUCUAUCUAUCUAUCUAUCUAUCUAUCUAAUUCAAUCUGUCUUAUGCAGUCUGCUCAUAUCUAUCUAUUUAUCUAUCGAUCUAAUCCAGUCGAGUAUCUAUCUAUCUAUCUAUCUAUCUAUCUAUCUAUCUAUCUAUCUAUCUAUCUAUCUAAUUUAGUCUGUUCAUAUCCAUCUAUGUAA